Prorocentrum cordatum is the source of this 2444-nucleotide messenger RNA. NCBI's taxonomy places the organism in Eukaryota, Dinophyceae, Prorocentrales, Prorocentraceae. The record is from the annotation of a GenBank genome assembly.
CGUGGCGGCGCGCGGCGCGGCGGAGUCGCUGGGCCCCGGCGGGCGAGAGGGGGGCGUGGCGGCGCGCGGCGCGGCGGGGUCGCUGGGCCUCGACGAGCGCGCGGAGGCUGCUGGGCGGCGCUCCUCCCAGAGGUCUCUGGCGAUGUGGUUUGUACAGCCCCAGACCUCCAACGUCUCGAGAAGCUCGAGGCGGAGGUUUGUUCGCAAGUUUCGGUCUCAUGGGGGCCCUCGCCCAGCCCCACGACAGUCAAAAAACGACUCAGGACGCAAAGUCGGCCCCGGGGAACGGGCGCCCAGAGCUCCGGGGGCCGCGCAUUGAGAAAGCCAAGACAUGGGGCGCCUGGGACUGGCGGGGUUUCUCUCGACUUCGGCCUCUUGGUGGCCGCUUUCAGAGCUCAAGGGCUGUGUAAAAGCGGGCGAAGACUUACCCCUGGGGGCAGCGGCCGGAACCUUUGGAGCCGCGAACGGAAACAAAUCAGAUCGGCGGAUGACAGGGUUCGGCCUCCAGCGCAGCCGGCGCGGGCGCAGAGGCGGAAGGCUCCAGGUUAUUGCCAGAAGUAACCCGCCUGUAGGGGGACAUGCGCGACCUGACCCUCGCUCGUCGCCAGCAAGCGUUCCAGCGCAAGGCAGCCGGUGGCAGGCUCGCGCAGGGCACGGGGGCGCAGACGGCGGAGGCGGGCAUGCUGGCCGAGGGAGAUCGGCGGCGCGCAGCCACAGGAGAGGCCCGGGUGGCCGAGCAGGCAGAAGCAGAGGACGAGGGCAGCGAGGAUGCGGGAGCUGGGGAGGCAGCCUGCUCUGCGGCGGCAGCUCUGGCCGCGGCGGGUGCCGCGGACGUCCGGCCCGAGAGCGCGGCGGAGGCGCUCGGGGCCGCAGCCGCGCGGCUGCCGCGGGCGCCCGACCGGCGCGCGAACGAGGCGGCGGGCGCCACGGAGGAACGGCUUGGCGGCCCUGUGGGCGGCGACGAGUCGGAUCGACAGGAGACGCCGAGCAGGGAGCCGGUGUGGGAGCUGGCCGCCCCCGCGGCGGCGACAGUGGCUGCAGGUGAGGCCCGCGGUGGUCCGCCGCCGCCGCCGGCCGCUGCAGAGCUCGCAGCCGCGCGCGCGCGGACGCCGCCGCGCGGCCGAGCGCCCGCGGCAGGUCGGCGGCGGGCCGCCUCUGCGCCAGUGGGCCGCGGCCGCGGCGGCCCGCCGCCCGCGCGCUCCACGGAGCUCGGCGUCGCACGCUUGCCAGGUGCGCCGCUGCGCGGCCGAACGGAAGAGUGUGGAGCAGCAGACGCACCACCAGCCACAGGAGCGCCCAAGACGCCGCCUCGCGGCGGCGGUGCCGCCGCAGCGGCGGCGACGCCCAUGGCAACAUCGCCGAGCACGCCGUCGUGCGGCGGCGAGGCCUCCGCGGCGGCGGCGCCGCACGCCGCCAUGCGGCGGCGAGGGUUCCUCGGCGGCGGCGGCGGCGGCGGCAACGCCCGCGGCAGCAUCGCCGAGCACGCCGCCGUGCGGCGGCGAGGCCUCCGCGGCGGCGACGCCGGUGGCGCCCGCGGCAGCAUCGCCGAGCACGCCGCCAUGCGGCGGCGAGGGCUCCUCGGCGGCGGCGGCGGCGGCGGCAACGCCCGCGGCAGCAUCGCCGAGCACGCCGCCGUGCGGCGGCGAGGCCUCCGCGGCGGCGACGCCGGUGGCGCCCGCGGCAGCAUCGCCGAGCACGCCGCCAUGCGGCGGCGAGGGCUCCUCGGCGGCGGCGGCGGCGGCGGCAACGCCCGCGGCAGCAUCGCCGAGCACGCCGCCGUGCGGCGGCGAGGCCUCCGCGGCGGCGACGCCGGUGGCGCCCGCGGCAACAUCGCCGAGCACGCCGUGGCGCCCGCGGCAGCAUCGCCAAGCACGCAGCCGUGUGGCGGCGAGGCCUCCGCGGCGGCGGCGCCAGUGGCGCCCGCGGCAGCAUCGCCGAGCACGCCGCCGUGCUACGGCGAGGCCUCUGCGACGGCGGCGGCGUCAGCAUCGGCCGCAGGAACGCCCGAGACGGCGUCGUUCGGCGGCGAUGCCUCCGCGGCGGCAGCGGCAGCGCCAGGCUCGCCGCCGCGCAGCGGCGGCCUGGGCGCUGGCCCGUCGGAGAAGUCGCCGCGCGGGGCUGGGCGCGGCAUCGCCCAGCUGGGCGGGGGCGAGGAAGAGGAGGUUAGCUGCAAAGAGCGGCUGCCCCGCGAGGACGGGUUCGGGCCCGGCGCGGCUUGGCCAUCGUGGGGCGAGGAGGCCCCCUGCGAGGAGCAACCGGAGGGCACCUCUGCGGGCGAGGGCGCGCCGCCCGAGGCCGACGGCUCUGGGGAACCCCGUCCUCUCCGCCGCUCGCCCCGUUGCCUGGGCGCCCGGCCGAAAGAGACCGGUUCGGAGGAAGAAUUGCUCGUGAACCAGGACGCCGCGGCGGGCGCCGCCGAUGAAGACGAGGACAUCGAGCAGUGA